This is a messenger RNA of Mytilus californianus (California mussel), 3984 nucleotides long. RefSeq lists its product as uncharacterized. The record is from RefSeq and is a predicted model, not a curated record. Bases 193 to 759 code for a protein of 188 amino acids. The transcript is spliced from 5 exons. NCBI's taxonomy places the organism in Eukaryota, Metazoa, Mollusca, Bivalvia, Mytilida, Mytilidae.
CAAGUGUAUUUCUUUUCUAAUUAAUAUAUAUUUGUAUGUAGAUUUUAACAUUUAAAUUGCAUGUGGACAUUCAAUGCAUGUUGGAAUUGGAGGUAAAUAUUUAAUAAUUAUCUUAGGAUUUCUGAGUGUUGUGAUUGAUUUACAUUUUGUUGAAAGGAUAACAGUUGAAUUAUUGAUCCAAAACAGUCUACAAUGGAAAAUGAAAUAGAGAAUAAAGAAAUCACUACUGCAGAAGAAUGGAAGAGAGUGACACAAGAUAUUGAGUCUGAUAACCAUGACCAAACAUAUCCUGUACAACUACUAUACUGGAACACUCACAUAGGUAGCUCUCUGGAUCCCUGUAAAAAUGGAUACCUAAUGGUAACAGAUGAAGGAAAAGUCUGUAGCCAUGGCAAUAAAGAUGACUCAAGAACUUUAUUUGAUAUAGUCCAUGACAUUCUGACUGAUCGCUAUCGUUUAAUAUGCAAAGGUGGACCCUGUAAAGGUUAUAUACUGUACAUGGUAGAUCAUGAUCUCAAAGCAAAGAAAUGGAAAAUAAAGGAUUCUGGGAAAGAUACAUCUGUAUUUUUCACUUUCCGUUCUAGAAAUAACAAUGAAAAACCACCAUGGAAGAUAAGUUCAUUCAGCGGUGUUCCACUUCAGUUCAACCCUAAAGGAAAUUUCAUCCCUGAAGAGCCAGGAAAAGACAGUACAGAUUAUACAGAUCCAUAUUAUUUCAUUCCAUUUACUGCACAUACAAUGCAUAUUUCUGCGGUCUGAUUAAAGAAAUCGGGUCAAAUACUGUAAAAACAUUAAUUUUCAUGGGUUUCAAAUUUUGUGGUUUUGUCUCUAAAUUUCAUUUCAAGGGGAUUCUUUCUUUUUGUUUUCAGUAUGUGAAAGUAAUAUUCUAUGAAGGCUAAAUUUGUUGGGGUUUUAAUUUCCUCGAUAUAAUAUAUCCAUGAUAUAAAUGAUAUUAAAACCCCACCGAAAAAUUUCUGCUUUAACAGUAUAAAAUCUAAUAGACCACUUCCGAGUUCGUUGCAUUUUUGUCAAAAACUUUGGUUUUAGUGAACAUCAUUUGUGUGUUUAGGGGCAUCGUCACUUCCUUCCCAUGUUGAGCAAGCGGUUAUAAAAAUAUGAUGCUAUAUUGCACGAAUUAUUCUGCAAAUUUAAUUCUUAUAAUUGAUAAUCAGCACUGCUGUCAUUAGGGAAUUGUGAUUAAGUACCUACGGAACAAACAUUAUUUCAAGAUUAGCCUGCAUAAAGAUGAUCACGAAGACGCUUGAUUAACUUGUAUAGUGCAGGGAUAGAGGGGCCCGCCUGAAUCCCUGAUAAUCAGCACUGCUGUCAAUAGGGAAUUGUGAUUAAGUACCUAGGGAACAAAAUUAUUUCUAGUUUAUCCUCCAUGACGAUAACGAAGACGCUUGAUGAACUUUAAUAGAGCAGGGAUAGAGGGGCCCGCCUGAAUCCCUGAUAAUCAGCACUGCUGUCAUUAGGGAAUUGUGAUUAAGUACCUACGGAACAAACAUUAUUUCUAGUUUAUCCUGCAUAAUGACGAUUACGAAGACGCUUGAUGAACUUUAAUAGUGCAGGGAUACAGGCGGGCUCCACUAUCUGUUGAUGCCAUUAAGGCGUGCAUAAUUGACAAACUUUUCCGGUGAAGGACAUUACUCGAAAGUGGUCUAUUUGGUCAUCAUCAUAUUUACAUGAAAAAAUAUAAAUCAUAAUAAAAUGCUAAAAAAUAAUCAUAAAAUAAAAGUAUGACCCAAUUUUAUACAAGAAAAAAUGUCUUUUUAACACUUUUUCUCUUACUUAAGGACAUGGCCAGGAUUUAUAAUCAAGAAGAUGGACAUUCACACUAAUGUUGAGAAUUAAUUGUUCUACCUACAAAUUUAAGGGGACAGUUCAUCAAUCAGUUCAUGAUCAAUUUUAAUUUCAUUUCAUUUCUUAUAUGGCAAAAAGAAAAAAAAGCUGAAAACCAAAAAAUGUUAUAAUAUAUAUAACAGUAUUGGUAACUACGACGUACCCAUAUAUGUCUUUUUAUUUGUUGUGUUGUUGGGUUGAUGCCUUAUUGACCUUUAUUCGUACUAACAUCAUGGUAUAAAGUCACUUUUAAAGUGCUUAAUCAAAUUUUAUAAAAUAUGAUAAGAAUAGUAUAACAACACCAAACUUUUACUUUCAAAUAUUUUUUGCAUGUUGUGUUUUACAGAAGGAUGGUGUUGUAUUUAAAUCAUUAUUGAAUUGUUGACCUGUUAAACAUGUAAAUAGACUCAUUACAUAAACUGUGAUAUUAUUUGCUAUUACUAGUCAUCGUUUUAUAAAUGUUACAGAUAAUCACAAUUAUUAACCUUUGUCCUAAUUAUUUUUAUUUUAUUUACAGCAAACAUUUAAAAAUACUUAAGAAAUAAUUCUUUCAUGCCAUGCUUUAUGCUCAUUUUAACAUGGGUAGGCAUUAUAUUUGUCAAUAUCUUUAUACCGAGCAUAAAGCAUGGCAUGAUAGAAUUAUUUCGAUUCUGAUAGGAAUAUUUAGAACUUAUGUACUUCGAAGCAGACAUAUAAUACACAUUAAAAAGGCAUCCAUUUUGAUUUGCUGAACCAAAAAAAUUAUAGAAAAUCAACAGUUGAACGAUAAAAAAAUUAACAUAUAUACGUAAACUUACUUUUACAAUGAUUUUAUUUAAUUUCCUAGCCUAGCGAGCAACACAAACAAAACUGUCCAGCGUUGUUCAAAAUACAACUGACGUUGAAAUUUCAAUUGUGACGUCAAUCACGUGCAGCCCAUGUUUUAUUGUAAUUAGAACAUGGCUUUGUUUCCAAAGCGAAAGAAGGACGUCAUAUUAGAAUUAUAGAAUAACUAAUCGAAGAAUUCAAAUAGAGAAAAAUAUUCAACGAGUGACCGAACAACACAUUAAUUCACGAAUGCGCGUAGCGCAUGAGUUAAUUAUCAGUGUUGUUCGGUCACGAGUUGAAUAUUUUUCGAUAUUUGAAUUCUUUGAUUAGUUAUUCUUUUUAUUACAUUGGCAAAUGGCUUUUUUUAAUGAAAUUAAUGUAGAAAAUGUAAGGAACUAUAUCUUUUUUCUACGCAUUCACAAUUUGUUUUGAUCCAACGUUAUCGACGUCUUGACAACGCCUAUUGUUGUAUGACGUCAGAGAGUGAAAUAACCACGUUUAUUUCAUAGGUGAAAUUAUCGGUUUUUAUUUGACUGGGAAAUCAAUGUAAUUCAAUGCUACCAAUGUAAUAAUAGGGAAUAAUCCUGUUUCUUUGAUGUUUGUCAACUCAAGAAUAUUUAUCAAAUUGAUAAAAAAACUUCUGCUUUCACUUUGAAACAAAUUACUAACACAAUUUUGUAAAUAUUACAAAUUAAGGCUGAACAAAAGAAUCACUUUACAAGUCCAAGCCUUUAUUGCAACAUUUUUAAAAGUUUGUGAUACAUAUAAAGUAUAUCCAUAUAUAAUUUUUUUAAACUUUAAUGUAGGUGUGUACGGAGAGUUAACUUUUCAACAGAAAAUUACAUUCCUAAACAAGUAGGACACAUUAUAGAUUUUUAACACAAUUGUUUUUAGUGCUGUGAUAUUGAUGUUUUUGUGCAUGCAAAAAAGUCCAUAAUUUUGAAAUAAAAUUCAAAAUAUAAUGUUACAAUUUUACAUUUCUCUGAUCAAAAUGUUAAUAUGACCUUUCAUAUCUGUUCCAAAAAAACAUUUGAGCCAGCUGCACAUUUUUUAUCACUUUUUUAUACUCUUUAGAUUUGAACUAUAAAUCAAGAUAACAAACAGAUGAAAAAAUGGGGCAGUUUAUUUUGUUUUGAGAACUCAAAGUUAUUUUAUACCUAAGAAUGUGAAUAAAUGGAUUAAUGAGUAUGUAUUUACAAGGAUAUGGACUAUCAUAAUGACAAAUUCAAUGUGUUGACAAUUUAAAACCAAAGAUGAAUUAUAUUUCCUGUACUUGUACACCAAAAAUUGUGUAAAACAUGUUAAGAGUUGUAAAAUAAAUGUUUAUGAUUCAUA